AUGGGUGAUUGGGCUCAACUUGCUCAGUCUGUGAUCUUGGGUUUGAUUUUCUCUUAUCUUUUGGCUAAGCUGAUCUCGAUCGUCGUCACCUUUAAAGAAGACAAUCUCUCCCUUACUCGUGACACCGAGCCUCCUCAAUCGGAGAUUAAACCUGAGUUUGACUCACGCCGCGUCGAUUCUUCUACCGGAGGUGGCGAGGCGGAUUCGCUCGUGGCGGAGCAAGGUAGCUCGAGAGGCGAUAGCGUCGGUGGUGACGACAGCGAUGAAGACGAUGAUUGGGAAGGCGUCGAGAGCACGGAACUCGAUGAGGCUUUUAGCGCCGCUACUCUCUUCGUCACUACCGCCGCUUCAGAUCGGCUUUCGCACAAGGUACCUAGCGAUGUGCAGCAAAAGCUUUAUGGAUUGUACAAGAUUGCUACAGAGGGACCUUGUACUGCUCCUCAGCCUUCACCUCUCAAAAUGACUGCUCGUGCCAAGUGGCAAGCAUGGCACAAACUUGGUGCUAUGCCUCCUGAAGAAGCAAUGGAGAAGUAUAUUGAGAUUGUUACUCAGCUAUACCCAACUUGGUUAGACGGCGGCGUGAAAGCGGGAAGUCAGGGUGGGGAUGAUGCAGCAUCCAACUCAAGAGGAGGAACUAUGGGGCCAGUUUUUAGCUCUUUGGUUUAUGAAGAGGAAUCUGAAAAUGAGUUGAAGAUUGAUGCCAUCCACACAUUUGCUAGAGAAGGAGAAGUUGAGAAUUUGCUUAAAUGCAUUGAAAGUGGCAUUCCUGUAAAUGCGAGGGAUAGUGAAGGUCGCACACCGUUGCACUGGGCUAUAGACCGUGGCCACCUCAACAUUGCGAAAGUUCUGGUCGAUAAGAACGCGGAUGUGAAUGCUAAGGACAACGAAGGCCAAACCCCUCUGCAUUACGCUGUUGUGUGCGACAGGGAAGCCAUCGCCGAGUUUCUCGUGAAGCAGAAAGCUAACAUAACCGCUAAAGAUGAGGACGGAAACUCCCCGCUCGAUCUCUGUGAAUCAGACUGGCCCUGGAUUCGAGAUUCCGCAAAGCAGACAGACUAA
This is a messenger RNA of Arabis nemorensis, 1059 nucleotides long. NCBI's taxonomy places the organism in Eukaryota, Viridiplantae, Streptophyta, Magnoliopsida, Brassicales, Brassicaceae. The record is from the annotation of a GenBank genome assembly.